AUUGCACUUUCCUCAUCUUCCACAGCAACACCUCAAGUCCGACGGCGACGAUGUCCGCACCGCGGCUGCCUCCACCAGAGGACUACGUGACGCCGUUCACGGACCACGUCUACGCAGUCAAGCACGGCGUCGAGCUGCGCCUGCGCGUGUGGCCGUCGGCAUCUCCAGACCCGGCACCAUGGGUGCUCUGGUCGCACGGCGGCGCGUGGCUCUUCGGGCUUCACGAGGAUCCCACGGCGUGGGUCGUGCCGGGGUUCCACGCGCGGGGAUACCACGUCGUAUCCUUCACAUAUCGCUACGCGCCGAUCGCAAACAUCGAGGACAUACUCACAGACGGGCGGGACGCGCACGCGUGGUGCGUCGCGCACCUGCCCAACCUGCUCCGCGUCGACAUUGAGCGGUACGUGCUUGCUGGCGACUCGGCGGGCGGGCACCUCGCCACGACGCUCGCGCAGCUCGUAUCGCCGCCACCGCGCGCCGUGCUGAGCGACCACGGGCUGGUGGACCUCGCCGACGCGCACUACGACACGCUGCGCUUUUCCGGCAGCUACACCGGCGAGUUUGGGCCUGAGGAGAUCGAAGCCGCCAUCCAGGACAGAGACUACACGCGCGCCUUUGCGUCCGUGCCGGAGGAGACGCGCGCCAAGUGGCCUCUCGGGGAGGUGCGGCGCGCGUUCCAUGCCCCCCGGGUGCAGUACGGCCGGAGGGAGCAGCUCCAGGCGGACGUGAAGACGGCGCUCGCGGAACGCGGGGCCUGGGUCGCUGCCGUGCUGCACCCCGAGCGCUUCAGUAGCUCGGAGCAGCUGAAAGCCUACGCGCGCAAGUGGAGCCCGCUGCACAUGCUCGACGCUGCCCCGUCGUACCCGCCCACCUUCUUCAUCCACGGCGAGGCGGACAACAUUGUGCCGACGGCCCAGAGCCGCGCGUUCGCGGCCAAGCUGCGCGCCAGAGGUGUUGCCGUGGGCGGGCACUACGAACCCGGGGAGGGACACUGCUACGACGAGAAGUUUACCAGCCCGAAUGUGGAGGGCUACACGCGCUGCGUGGUGGCAUGUCUCGACUUUAUCGGCGCGCACGUCGCGCGGACAUAG
This is a messenger RNA of Vanrija pseudolonga, 1091 nucleotides long. Its product is annotated as Non-reducing polyketide synthase andM. Gene Ontology annotation, molecular function: lipase activity; serine-type peptidase activity. The record is from RefSeq and is a predicted model, not a curated record. The transcript is spliced from 2 exons. Lineage: Eukaryota; Fungi; Basidiomycota; Tremellomycetes; Trichosporonales; Trichosporonaceae. Gene Ontology annotation, biological process: proteolysis. Bases 51 to 1091 code for a protein of 346 amino acids.